GAAGAAGAAGUUGUCUGUUUUAUAGUUAGUGCAUUCCCAGUUUACACACCACUUCUCUCUCUAUCUUCUCUCUCAUCAUCAACUAAAUUAUUCUAUUUCUUCAACUAAAUAAAUAAUCAAACCCAAUACAAAACUGUCUCUCUUUCUCUCUAAAAUACUCUCAUAUUAUAUAUAUAUGUCUGCAACUUCAAGAACUUAUUCUCUAUUAUAUUCCUUCAUUGUGUUUUGUGUUUGUUCUUCAUUUGUCCACAUUCUUCAAUAUAUUUUAAAAUAAUUAACACUUUCCUCCAUUUUUCUGUUAUUUUGCUAUCAAAAUGAGAUUUUGAGCAAGUUUUAUACUCAAAUAUAUAUAUUUAUCUUGUAAUGGAUCUUGAAGGAGUGAUUCAUAGCAACAAUCCAAUCAAGAGAGAUUCAUGGAAGACAGUGUUGACUUUAGCAUAUCAAAGCUUAGGAGUUGUGUAUGGAGAUUUAAGUACUUCACCAUUAUAUGUAUAUAAAAGCACAUUUGCAGAGGACAUACAGCAUUCCGAAACCAACGAAGAGAUUUACGGAGUUUUAUCGUUUAUCUUCUGGACGUUAACGUUAAUUCCGCUUCUGAAAUAUGUAUUCAUUGUCCUUAGAGCGGAUGAUAAUGGCGAAGGUGGUACAUUUGCUUUAUAUUCUUUGCUCUGCCGCCAUGCCAGAGUCAGUUCCAUACCGAAUUGUCAACUCGCGGAUGAGGAUUUGUCGGAAUAUAAAAACGAUGAGUCGGAAUUUGGCGAUAAAGAUGAUUCGGGGUCUGGUUUAAAGACAACGUUGGAGAAGUGUAGAUUGUUGCAAAGAUUGUUGCUUGUUUUGGCUUUGAUUGGUACUUGUAUGGUUAUUGGAGAUGGAGUUCUUACGCCUGCAAUUUCUGUGUUUUCUGCUGUUUCCGGGUUGGAGCUAUCGAUGUCGAAAGAGCAGCAUCAAUAUGUUGAACUUCCGGUUGCAUGUGCAAUACUUGUAUUUUUGUUUGCCCUCCAGCAUUACGGAACUCAUCGAGUUGGAUUCUUAUUCGCGCCGGUUGUGAUUACGUGGCUGUUAUGUAUUAGUGCUAUUGGUGUAUAUAACAUUGUGCACUGGAAUCCCCAUGUUUAUGAAGCACUUUCCCCUUAUUACAUGUAUAAGUUCUUGAAGAAGACUCAGAGAAGUGGAUGGAUGUCUUUAGGUGGAAUUCUGUUGUGUAUGACAGGGUCAGAAGCUAUGUUUGCUGAUCUUGGACAUUUUUCCCAGUUGUCUAUCCAGAUUGCUUUCAGUUUUGUGGUUUAUCCUUCACUGAUUCUGGCAUAUAUGGGGCAAGCUGCUUAUCUUUCGAAGCAUCAUAUCAUCGAAAGCGAUUAUCAGAUUGGUUUCUAUGUAUCGGUCCCUGAGAAAAUAAGAUGGCCUGUUCUAGCAAUAGCAAUACUUGCUGCAGUUGUAGGAAGUCAAGCAAUAAUUACAGGAACAUUUUCCAUAAUCAAACAGUGUUCUUCACUUGGUUGCUUUCCAAAGGUCAAGAUUGUUCACACCUCGUCGAAAAUGCACGGCCAGAUCUACAUUCCAGAGAUUAAUUGGACAUUGAUGCUUCUUUGCUUGGCUGUUACUAUUGGUUUCAGAAACACAAAACACAUGGGAAAUGCAGCAGGUUUGGCAGUUAUUACAGUUAUGCUGGUAACAACCUGCCUAAUGUCCUUGGUGAUAAUCUUAUGCUGGCACAAAAAUGUGAUUCUAGCCCUUUGUUUUAUAUUCUUCUUUGGCUCCAUUGAGGCUCUCUACUUCUCAGCAUCUCUCAUCAAGUUCCUCGAAGGCGCCUGGGUACCUAUCGCGCUCUCAUUGAUCUUCCUUGCGGUUAUGUACAUUUGGCACUAUGGAACUCUCAAGAAAUAUGAAGCUGAUGUUCAAAACAAGGUCUCCAUCAACUGGAUGCUAAGUCUAGGCCCCAAUCUCGGAAUCGUUAGGGUCCGAGGGAUUGGCCUAAUGCAUACUGAGCUUGUGUCGGGUAUCCCGGCUAUAUUCUCUCACUUUGUCACAAACCUUCCUGCUUUUCACCAAGUAGUAGUCUUCCUCUGCAUCAAAUCCGUGCCUGUACCGCAUGUUAGGCCUGAGGAAAGGUUCCUAGUCGGAAGAGUUGGUCCGAAAGAGUACCGACUUUAUAGAUGCAUAGCACGAUAUGGUUAUCGAGAUGUACAUAAAGAUGAUUUGGAAUUCGAGAAAGAUCUUGUUUGUAGUAUUGCAGAAUUUAUCAGGUCGGAAAAACCUGAAAUCGAUUUGGGAAUAGAAGAUACAGGAGAGUGCGAAAAGAUGACAGUAGUCGGAACACUGUCAUCGUCUUUCGAAGGCGUAAAAUUAUGCGAAGACGAUUCUAGUACAGUAGGAACUUCAGAGGUGAAGGAGAUACAGUCACAGUUGACACAGAGAUCGAAAAAGAGAGUGAGAUUUGUUGUUCCGGAAAGCCCACGACUCGACAGGGAUGUUCGGGAGGAGUUGAGGGAGCUAAUGGAAGCAAGAGAAGCAGGAAUGGCAUUUAUACUUGGACAUACAUAUGUACGGACCAAGAGUGGAUCGAGUUGGUUGAAAAAAGUAGUGAUCAAUUAUGGUUAUGAUUUCUUGAGAAAAAAUUCAAGAGGACCAAGUUAUGCUUUGAGCAUACCUCAUGCUUCAACUCUAGAAGUGGGGAUGGUAUACUAUGUUUAAGUGUACGUUACGGUACAGUUACGGUGCACGGAAAUACCGAAACGGAAAACGCUGAAGCGAAAAAUGGGUAAAUGAUGUUUUUUUUUAUAAGAAUAGAUUAUAAAUAUAGAGUUUUGGAGUUUCAGAAGCAUUUAUGGAAAUGAAAAAUGAAAUGCUGAUACGUAGGACUCGAUAAGUUUUCGUGCAACAUAUCAGUACAACUAUAAAACCCGACAAAUUUUCUGUAGUUUACUGAGUGUUGUUAUGUAUAUAUAUAUGAUAUAACAGAGUUGAUUUAUAAAUACAGUUGUGAAGAUAUUGCAGAA
Molecule: messenger RNA, 2996 nt
Organism: Mercurialis annua (annual mercury)
Lineage: Eukaryota; Viridiplantae; Streptophyta; Magnoliopsida; Malpighiales; Euphorbiaceae
Product: potassium transporter 8-like
Exons: 8
Coding region: 364-2691 (775 amino acids)
Biological process (GO): potassium ion transmembrane transport
Cellular component (GO): membrane
Molecular function (GO): potassium ion transmembrane transporter activity
Source: RefSeq, a predicted model, not a curated record